UCACAGUUCACACGUACAUAGGUAAAGACCACCAAUUUUGACACUUCCACCUCCCAAGUUCUGCCACCUACUAUAUAACCACCUCAAACUCAUUACACAUUUCGCUCACUCUCUUCAAUAUUGAAAGCUAGCUAUGGUUUCCUUUCACAAAGCUUUGGCCGAGACCCCAAUAGCAGAAGUUCCAUCAGAAUUAGAAGCUCCACCAAGGAAGAGAAAGUGGGAAGACGAGACACUCACUGAAGAAUUCUUCAAGCAUGAUCCAACAGAUGAGAAGAGAAAAUCCAUCUUUGGUAUAGAGCUACAUCUAGAGACACCAUUGCCUUCACAUAAAUUGCAACAAUACCUCACUAUUCAGUCUGGGCAGAUACACUUGUGCAACACAGGAGACUUAUUGGAGAGAAACUCUUACACUGAAGCACCAUCACUUGGCCAAAGGAGCCUAGACCUUGAGCUGUCACUGAAGAAAAAGGAAGAUGGUUAUGACAUAAAUGAGAAGAAGAAUUAUGGUUCUAGUGGGAGUGCGUUUGGUGAACGUGAUUUGUUUUUGGUUGAAUCAAGCAAGUCCAAAAAGGAUGAUUCGUGUGUUUUAACUCGACCUGCACCAUCGUGGCUAUCAUCAGAGGGAGACGAUCACAAAGAGAUGAUUGCAACGGUUUGUAUGAGGUGCCACAUGUUGGUAAUGUUGUGCAAGUCUUCCCCUGCUUGUCCUAAUUGCAAAUUCAUGCACCCACCAGGUCAGAACCCUUCAAAAUUCUUGAAGAAGAAGAAGGUUCAGCCUCUCUUGUGCUAAUUAACUAGGAAUGAACGUGGUACUGAUACACGGGUUUAAUUGAGAAUUCUUAGCUGUAAUUGUCCAAGGCUUGUAUUAUCUUUUAAUUCCCCCUUGAAUAUAUUGUCAGAGUUUCUUUAUAGUUUAGCUAUGUGUUAAAAAUUAGGGGUAGUGGUGUUUAACCUACCUCUACGUAGUGGUAAAUUUAACUUUUAGGAUGAGUAAUGGGUGAUUUGAUAAGAAACUAACCUAAUGUUAUCAUAAUCAUAUCUAUGUACAUAUAUAUAAGAGUGUUUGUUGAUCAUCUUAAAUCUAUGUAUGCUGCUGCGUAUAAAAUAGUAGAAUUUAGCUAGGUUCUUUUAGGAUUUGAAAUUAAGCAAGAUCAUUUUCAA
Molecule: messenger RNA, 1161 nt
Organism: Glycine soja
Lineage: Eukaryota; Viridiplantae; Streptophyta; Magnoliopsida; Fabales; Fabaceae
Exons: 2
Coding region: 134-790 (218 amino acids)
Source: RefSeq, a predicted model, not a curated record